Messenger RNA from Rhopalosiphum maidis (corn leaf aphid), 1683 nucleotides. RefSeq lists its product as uncharacterized. Gene Ontology annotation, biological process: detection of chemical stimulus involved in sensory perception of smell; sensory perception of smell. Lineage: Eukaryota; Metazoa; Arthropoda; Insecta; Hemiptera; Aphididae. Gene Ontology annotation, cellular component: plasma membrane. The record is from RefSeq and is a predicted model, not a curated record. Bases 132 to 1385 code for a protein of 417 amino acids. Gene Ontology annotation, molecular function: olfactory receptor activity; odorant binding. The transcript is spliced from 7 exons.
GCAAAUUAUUUUUCAAAUACAAGUAUCAUCACUUCAACAUAUUUUACAAUUUUACUUAUACUAUAAUAAGUAGAGGGUACGCCUACUUUUAGUGAUUACCGAUUGCGCCGGUAAAAUAAAAAUCAAGUCCGAUGGCCGUAUUUAACGAUCAUAAUGCUGCCAUUAAUUUAAAAAUUUUGAAACAAUGCGGUUUUUAUCAAAUAUUCUAUCCUAAUGGUGAAAAUAUAUUCGGUUGGAAUAUUUACAGACUUUCUUUUAUAGCAUUAACAGUGAUAACCCAGUGUCUAAUUGGUUUCGGGAACUGUGGGUUUUUAUUUGAUUUGGAAGACACUAUUGACAACAUUGAUUUAUUUCUUAUCAUAUUCUCUAACGCAUUUAAUUAUCUUACUCUAUGGAAAGUGAUCAUACUUAUGUUCUACAGAAACAAGAUUUUGGACCUUAUGGACGUUACUUCUUUAAAGUUUUUGAAUAGCGAACAUUGUCAACGUAACAUUAAAAUACUCUACAAACAUCGUAACAGAGCUCUACAACGAUCAAAAUUAUAUUUUAAUUUCUGCAUUUUGGUGUACAUUCCAUGGAUUAUAUAUCCAAUUAUAAUAAACUCGUUCGUAGCAAAUAAAAAUGACAAUCGGCGUUUAGAGAACAUUAUAAACAGACGAUAUCCUAUGGCUGUCAACACUUACAAUCAGUAUUAUGUCCUGUUUUACAUAAUCGAGACGAUUAUAGCUAUAAAGUCAUUAUACUUAGUAUUGAUGAUCGAUAUAUUAUUAUUGUCUAUUGGUUGGGCGAUAAUCGUUCAGUACGAAGUAUUGGCUGUAACGUUUAAGAACAUUGGGAAUAUUAUAAACCUUCGAAAGGAUCAUGAUUAUAAUAACGUUGUCGAUGAAGAUGAUUGUAAAAUUUUUAAAUCGAUUAUAUUUGAUCAACAACAACUUGAUCUGAAAGUAAAAUUGUAUUUUUUCAUAGUGAAGCCUAUUGUUUUAAUGCACGUUGCUAUUAGUUCCGGCUUAAUCAUAAUGUUGUCAAACGCAUUCAUUAUGGUUGUAUUAUCAACAGAAUCAUUUGCUAUAACAAUUGUAAAUUUAUUCAAAAUCGGGGUUGGAAUUUUCUAUUUGUGUCUACAGUUAUUUCUGUAUUGUUAUUUAUUCGAUAAUAUUAACUUGAAGAGAGAAUCUGUCAACUUUGGAAUAUAUUCAUGUAAUUGGACAAAGUUGAAUUUAAUAUUUAAAAAGCGAUUAUUAUUAACUAUGCAGAUAAAUGAUGCUAAUCGAAUAUCAAUGAAAGCUUCAACGAAAAAAAUAGUUAACUUACAACUAUUUGCUAAUGUUUUGACGAUGUCUUACAACAUUAUAUCCGUCAUGGUAAAAACAAUUGGUAAACAAUAAGAUCCAUAGAUACACCACGCAAUAUAUAAUAAUCAACUGCUUAUUUUCACUAACAAUUUUCGAUAUUUAUAUAAAAAUUGAUGAAAUUUUAUUUAAUAAUAAUUAAGUAUACAUAACCAAUUAACUUGUUUUUAAAUAAUCUAGUUAAGAGGUAUACAUGUCUGAUACUGUAAUAAUUCAAUUGUGUAUUACAAUAAGAAAUGAUACCAAUAGUUAUAUAUAACCUGGCGUGGUGAAGUGAAAUUUUAUCGGGCAAUUCUUUUUUGGAUAACCUACCACCCCUUGAUUAUUACGCAAU